UUAGUUUGGUACUACGUAUGUUUUUUGUCUUGUUCUUCUUCUUCCUCGUGCUUUGUCCCCACACGUUUCGAAGUUCGAAGUUCGAACACGUACCCUAUCUAUAUCUCUUUCUCCAUCCUUAUUCGUCGACAUUCACUACAUUAAAACACUAUCACAUACACUGAUACACACAGAGUAAGAGAUAACAUAACCUUAAACUGAGGUGAGAGUUAAGGUUAGUGUGUUGAAGAGUUGUUUAUGAUGAGUAGUAAUAAGGGGAUUCCGAUACCUCGGAGUACUCGAGUUGGGAAGUAUCAGUUGGGGAAGACGAUUGGAGAAGGAAGUUUUGCGAAGGUGAAGUUGGCGAAGAAUGUUGAGAAUGGAGAGUUUGUGGCUAUUAAGAUUCUUGAUCGUAAUCAUGUGCUUCGACAUAAUAUGAUGGAUCAGCUGAAGAGAGAAAUUUCGGCGAUGAAGAUUAUUAAUCAUCCGAAUGUUGUUAAGAUAUUUGAGGUGAUGGCGAGCAAGACGAAGAUUUAUAUUGUCUUGGAGUUGGUUAGUGGAGGAGAGUUAUUCGAUAAAAUCGCUACAAAUGGGAGACUUAAAGAGGAUGAAGCAAGAAGUUAUUUCCAACAGCUAAUCAAUGCGGUUGAUUACUGUCAUAGUAGAGGCGUGUAUCACAGAGAUUUGAAGCCGGAGAAUCUUCUUUUGGACACAAAGGGUGUUCUUAAAGUUUCAGAUUUUGGAUUAAGUAUAUAUUCACAGAAGGAAGGUGAACUUCUCCGCACCGCUUGUGGAACACCGAAUUACGUUGCGCCUGAGGUGAUUAAUGAUAGAGGUUAUGUUGGUUCUACAUCUGAUAUAUGGUCCUGUGGAGUUAUUCUCUUUGUACUUAUGGCCGGGUACUUACCGUUCGACGAGCCGAAUCAAAUUGCACUUUAUAGAAAAAUUGGUAGGGCUGAGUUCACAUGUCCACCGUGGUUUUCGCCCGAGGCAAAGAAACUGCUCAAGGCUAUACUUAAUCCAAACCCUCUCACGAGGAUAAAAAUUCCGGAACUCUUGGAAGAUGAAUGGUUCAAAAAAGGAUACAAGCCCGCAUCUUUUACCGAGCAAGAUGUCAAUGUAGACGAUGUUGCUGCUGCUUUCAACAAUUCUAAGGAAAAUCUUGUGACAGAGACGAAAGAGAAACCCGUGUCAAUGAAUGCUUUCGAGCUUAUUUCUAGAUCAGAAAGCUUCAAUCUUGACAAUUUAUUCGAGAAGCAAAAGGGAGUUGUAAAGCGCGAAACUCAUUUCACUUCACAACGCCCUGCGAAUGAAAUUAUGUCUAAGAUCGAGGAAGCUGCAAAACCUCUCGGGUUUAAUGUUCACAAGCGAAAUUACAAGAUGAAGCUGCAGGGUGAUAAAAGUGGAAGGAAAGGUCACCUUUCAGUGGCUACUGAGGUUUUUGAAGUGGCUCCCUCCCUGCAUAUGGUGGAGCUGCGAAAGACGGGCGGCGACACACUAGAGUUUAACAAGUUUUACAAAAUAUUUUCAUCAGGGUUGGAAGACAUAGUGUGGCACAAUGAGAAAAAAUAAUCAAGUAAUAAGGUUCAUGUUGCUAGAGAAGUGCACAUAUUAUGCUUGGGAGAGUUUGGUUGAGACUAUUUCAUUAGGCUAAUUUGAGAUAGUUCAAUGUGUAGUAUAAGAAAAGCUUGCAUGUUAUUAUAAUCCAUUGCAAUUGCUUUAUUGAAGGUUGAGGUUGAGAGUAUUUUUGAAAGUAUAUAGAAUUAUGUCAUAUAUGUGUAAUUUCGUCUUUUGAAUUUUGAUUUGUUCUAUUAUGAUGUCAUUUUGUAAAUUUUCAAACACUAGAAUAAUAUAAUGCUUAUCUGUUAUGUA
This is a messenger RNA of Vicia villosa (hairy vetch), 1851 nucleotides long. RefSeq names its product CBL-interacting serine/threonine-protein kinase 9. Lineage: Eukaryota; Viridiplantae; Streptophyta; Magnoliopsida; Fabales; Fabaceae. The transcript is spliced from 14 exons. Gene Ontology annotation, molecular function: ATP binding; protein kinase activity. Bases 238 to 1551 code for a protein of 437 amino acids. The record is from RefSeq and is a predicted model, not a curated record. Gene Ontology annotation, biological process: protein phosphorylation; signal transduction.